This is a messenger RNA of Medicago truncatula (barrel medic), 1464 nucleotides long. Its product is annotated as scopoletin glucosyltransferase. The record is from RefSeq and is a predicted model, not a curated record. Gene Ontology annotation, molecular function: UDP-glucosyltransferase activity. The coding region runs from base 1 to 1464 and encodes 487 amino acids. Lineage: Eukaryota; Viridiplantae; Streptophyta; Magnoliopsida; Fabales; Fabaceae. The transcript has a single exon.
AUGGAUAGUCCACAAUGCAAUCCAUUACACAUAAUUUUUUUUCCAUUCAUGAGUCAUAACUAUAUGAUACCCACCAUUGAUAUGGCCAAAAUAUUUGCUUCAAAAGGUGUUAAGGCUACCAUAGUUACCACACCCCUCAACAAACCUUUCUUUUCAAGAUCCAUAGAACAAUUCAAAAUCCAUUUUAAUAACAUCGAUAUCCAAACCAUCAAGUUCCCUUGUGUAGAGGGUGGUUUACCUGAAGGGUGUGAAAAUGUUGAUGCAAUCCCUACAAUUUCCCUGCUUCCUACAUUCUUUACUGCUACUAAAUUGCUUCAACAACCCUUUGAAGAACUAUUGCUUCAACAAAAACCACAUUGCAUUGUUGCUGAUAUGUUCUUUCCAUGGGCAACUGAUUCUGCUACAAAAUUUGGUAUUCCUAGGAUUGUAUUCCAUGCCACUGGUUUCUUUUCAUUGUGUGUUUCACAAUGCCUGGAACAAUAUGAGCCUUUUAAAAAUGUUUCUUCUGAAACAGAAGAAUUCUUUAUUCCUAAUCUUCCUGGGAAUAUCAAAAUGACAAGGUUGCAGCUGCCAAAUAUAUUCACAAAAAAUGACGCAAUAACCCAAAACAUUGCAAAAUUAUAUGCAGAAAUGAGGGAAUCAGAGGCGAGGAGUUAUGGCGUUAUUGUCAAUAGCUUCUAUGAGCUUGAUGGUGUUUAUGCUGAUUAUUAUAGAGAGGUUCUUGGAAAAAAAGAAUGGCAUAUAGGUCCAUUCUCAGUUUACAACAGAGAUAUGGAUACAUCAUACUGCAGAAAAGAACCCUCUAUCAAUAAACAUGAGUGUCUAAAGUGGCUUGACACAAAAGAUAUCAACUCAAUUGUUUAUGUGUGCUUUGGAAGUAAAAAUCACUUCCUUAACUCUCAGCUUAAAGAAAUUGCUAUGGGACUCGAAGCAUCGGGGAAAGAUUUUGUUUGGGUGGUGAAGAAAAAUGCAGAAGAUAGAGAAAUUAAAGGUCUUCUAGAAUUUGAGAAAAGAAUGAAAGGAAAGGGACUAAUUAUAAGAGGUUGGUCUCCUCAACUUUUGAUUCUUCAACAUAAAGCUAUUGGAGCAAUUGUGACUCAUUGUGGAUGGAACUUAACUUUGGAAAGUGUAGCUGCUGGAGUACCUAUGAUUACUUGGCCUAUAGCUCCUGAGCAAUUUUAUAAUGAGAAGUUGGUAACUGAUGUACUUAAAAUUGGUGUACCUGUUGGAGCUAAAACAUGGGAUGGAAAGGUGAGUGAUAAAGUUCAUUGGGAUGCAGUGGAGAAGGCUGUGAAGAAGGUUAUGGAAGGAGAAGAAGCAAAGGAAAUGAGGAACAAAGCAAAAGUGCUUGCAAAAAUGGCAAAGAAGGCUGUGGAGGAAGGUGGAUCAUCUUACUCACAAUUGAAUGCCUUGAUUGAGGAGCUGGGUUCACUUUGCCACCACCAACACAUCUCAAAAGAAUAA